Messenger RNA from Labrus mixtus (cuckoo wrasse), 3399 nucleotides. RefSeq names its product XPA binding protein 2 (gene xab2). Gene Ontology annotation, biological process: generation of catalytic spliceosome for first transesterification step; mRNA splicing, via spliceosome. Gene Ontology annotation, cellular component: post-mRNA release spliceosomal complex; Prp19 complex; U2-type catalytic step 2 spliceosome. Lineage: Eukaryota; Metazoa; Chordata; Actinopteri; Labriformes; Labridae. The record is from RefSeq and is a predicted model, not a curated record. Gene Ontology annotation, molecular function: protein binding. The coding region runs from base 124 to 2667 and encodes 847 amino acids. The transcript has 19 exons.
AAAAGAAGAAGAAGAAGAGCCCGGAAGUUACGUUGAUGUGUACACGCCGCUUUGAGCAGAGCUAGUGUUAGCUAAAGUUAGCUUUUAUUUUCAACUCGAACGAUCACACUAUCGAAACAAGAUAUGCCUUCCUUAAACGGAAAACCGGAUGUUAUGUUUGAGGACGAUGAUCUUCCGUAUGAAGAGGAGAUUAUUAGGAACCCUUACUCCGUCAAGUGCUGGAUGCGUUACAUUGAAUUCAAACAGAAUGGAUCAAAGUCUACCCUCAACAUGAUUUAUGAGCGGGCUCUCAAAGAACUACCUGGCAGCUAUAAGCUGUGGUACAAUUACCUGCGAGAGAGGCGGAAGCAAGUCAAGGGGAAAUGUAUCACUGAGCCAACCUUUGAAGAGGUCAAUAAUUGCCAUGAAAGGGCACUGGUGUUCAUGCACAAGAUGCCUCGAAUUUGGCUUGAUUACUGCCAGUUCCUUGUUGGUCAGUGCAAGAUCACAAGAAGUCGGCAAACAUUUGACCGUGCACUCAGAGCACUUCCUGUAACUCAGCACCCACGAAUCUGGCCUCUGUAUCUGCGCUUUGUCCGCAACCUGCCCCUGCCAGAAACAGCCAUCAGGGUGUACCGCAGGUACCUUAAGCUUUCUCCAGAGAAUGCAGAGGAUUACAUAGACUACUUAAGGUCUGUUGGACGCUUGGAUGAGGCAGCUGUGCGGCUAGCAGCUGUUGUCAAUGACGAAAGCUUUGUGUCCAAAGAGGGCAAGUCCAACUACCAACUGUGGCACGAGUUAUGCGACCUGAUCUCUCAGAACCCUGAUAAGGUGACCUCUCUGAAUGUGGGAGCCAUCAUCAGAGGAGGCCUCACUCGCUUCACAGACCAACUUGGAAAACUCUGGUGUUCUUUAGCUGACUAUUACAUCAGGAGUGGUCACUUUGAGAAGGCCCGUGAUGUGUAUGAAGAGGCUAUCCUGACAGUAGUAACAGUGAGAGAUUUCACACAAGUGUUUGAUAGUUAUGCCCAGUUUGAAGAGAGCAUGAUCGCAGCAAAGAUGGAGACUACUGCUGAGAUGGGGCAGGAUGAAGAGGAUGACACUGACAUGGAGCUUAGACUAGCCCGCUUUGAGCAACUGAUAGCCCGGCGUCCCCUCCUUCUGAAUAGUGUACUGCUUCGACAGAACCCACAUAAUGUCCAUGAGUGGCACAAGCGUGUAAAACUCUACGAGGGCAAUCCACGGCAGAUUAUCAAUACAUACACGGAGGCCGUACAGACUGUGGAUCCAAUGAAGGCAACAGGAAAGCCUCACUCUCUCUGGGUUUCAUUUGCCAAAUUUUAUGAGGAAAAUGAGCAACUGGAUGAUGCCAGGACCAUUUUUGAGAAGGCUACCAAGGUGAACUACAAGCAGGUGGAUGACCUUGCUGCAGUGUGGUGUGAAUAUGGAGAGAUGGAGCUUCGGCAUGAAAACUAUGAUCAAGCACUGCGCAUACUGAGGAAAGCUACAGCAAACCCGUCCAAGAAAGCUGAGUACUUUGAUGCAUCUGAGCCUGUCCAAAACCGAGUCUACAAGUCCUUGAAGGUCUGGUCUAUGCUUGCAGACCUGGAGGAGAGCCUGGGCACUUUCCAAUCUACAAAAGCUGUGUAUGAGCGCAUUAUUGACCUCCGCAUUGCCACACCGCAGAUCAUCAUCAAUUAUGCCAUGUUCCUUGAAGAACACAACUAUUUUGAGGAAAGCUUCAAAGCAUAUGAGCGGGGUAUUGCUCUCUUCAGGUGGCCGAAUGUUUAUGACAUCUGGAACACUUACCUCACCAAGUUCAUUGAUCGUUAUGGUGGCAAGAAGCUGGAAAGAGCAAGAGAUUUAUUUGAACAAGCCCUGGAUGGUUGCCCUGCUAAGUUUGCCAAGACCAUCUAUCUGUUGUAUGCCAAGUUGGAGGAGGGCUAUGGAUUGGCACGACAUGCCAUGGCUGUCUAUGAACGAGCCACACAGGCCGUAGACACUGGGGAGCAGCAUCAAAUGUAUAAUAUCUACAUCAAGAGAGCAGCUGAAAUUUAUGGAGUCACAUAUACCAGAGCAAUUUACCAGAAAUCUAUUGAGGUCCUUCCUGAUGAGCAUGCGAGGGAUAUGUGUCUGCGAUUUGCUGACAUGGAGAGUAAACUGGGUGAGAUUGAUCGGGCGAGAGCAAUCUACUCCUACUGCUCGCAAAUCUGUGACCCGAGGGUGACAGCACAUUUCUGGCAGACGUGGAAAGAAUUUGAGAUCCGCCAUGGAAACGAGGACACUAUUAGAGAAAUGCUGAGGAUCAAACGCAGUGUCCAGGCCACAUACAACACGCAGGUCAACUUUAUGUCCUCUCAGAUGAUGAAGGCCAUAACAAGCUCCACAGGCACUGUGUCAGAUCUUGCUCCAGGCCAAAUGGGAAUUGAUGAUAUGAAGAUGUUGGAGCAGAAAGCACAGCUGAUUGCUGCGGAGGCUGAACAGGAUAAACCAAAGCCCAAAGAGAAGAUUCUGUUUGUCAGGAGUGACACCUCUCGCAGUGAGUUGGCAGAGCUUUCUAAACAAGCCAAUCCAGAUGAAAUUGACAUCGAUGACGAGGAUGAUGAUGACAACCAGGGACCAGAAGAGGUGCAACUUGAACAGAAGAGUGUACCCACUGCUGUCUUUGGAGGUCUUAAAGAGGAUUGAACUCUCACAGCUUCAUCACUGAAUUAAGUGAAGAGACUUUCUUCAGCUCACUCUUAUACACAUUGAAUCGGCUCAUUUUUAAAAUAAAAUAAAAAACAUUAUUGCGCUUGUGCUUACUAAAAAAUAAAUGUAAAAAAUUUGAGCCUGUUUUAAUAUCUGCCAUAGAUAGUCAGUUUCUCUCAAGUAUGUAGCUCAUGAUACAUGUGAUUGAGUAUAUUUUUGUUAUUAAAUACUGAUAUCAGCUGUAACUGAGGUCUUCAGCUCUCUUUCCAAACAUUAUUUUGUAGGAAUUGACAGUGAAAACACUUUUGUCAUGAAGCGCUGCCCUUGAACGACUGUAUGAGGACAGCAUCUUUUGCAAAGGUGUUCAUUAGAAAGUGAACAGACAGAAUAAUAGGAGCCCUGUUGCUUUUUUUUAAAUAAGUGAAAAUCCAAUUGCUUUGCAUUUAAUGGUCAUUUACAAAAGUUAAUUUUUCCAUUAUUGUAAAAGUAGCUUGUGUUUACUUGGCUCACUGAUUAGGUGUUCAUUAUUUACUGGCACUUCUCAAGUUGACAGACUGGCCUCUUUCAAUCUUAAAAUCUUCUUUAAUGUGAAAUGUAAUAGAAAUGGAUGUACUUCUCUUUAAUGCCUUGACUUUUAUCUGACACUUGGAAUGGGUUUGUUUUCUUCUAUAAACAUUUGAAUAAAUAUGAACUUGGCAUUCAAGUCUCAUACUGCUGAUGUAACAUUUA